UCAGCAGCCAUCGCAAACUGUAGCAGCAAUCAAGCAGCCUGCAGCAGCACGCCCGGACUUCCCGCAGACUGGGUGCAGUGCAACAAUCGGUGAUCGUCAUAUCCGUGUCAGAGUGCUACAGGCAUUAACGUCCACAUAAAUCAUUAACUGGUCACAAUGACGCUGCCAAAGAUUGCAAAUGAGGAGAAGGAGCAUAAAUUUGGAUAUGUCUAUGCUGUAUCUGGUCCUGUCGUUACGGCAGAGAGAAUGUCUGGAUCAGCUAUGUAUGAGUUGGUCCGUGUUGGUUACCACGAGCUUGUAGGUGAAAUUAUCCGUUUAGAAGGUGACAUGGCUACCAUUCAGGUAUAUGAGGAAACCAGUGGUGUCACAGUUGGUGAUCCAGUACUACGUACUGGCAAACCCUUAUCUGUAGAAUUAGGACCUGGUAUUUUAGGAAGUAUUUUUGAUGGUAUCCAACGUCCACUGAAAGAUAUCAAUGAGCUGACUAGCUCAAUUUACAUCCCUAAAGGUGUGAAUGUUCCUGCUUUGGCUCGCACUACAUCUUGGGAAUUUAAUCCCUUGAACAUCAAAGUUGGUAGCCACAUUACAGGAGGUGAUUUAUAUGGUAUUGUCCAUGAAAAUACAUUGGUAAAGCACAAAAUGAUUCUACCACCUAAAAGUAAGGGAACUGUAGUGUAUUGUGCUCCUGCUGGUAAUUACACUGUUGAGGAUGUUGUUUUGGAGACAGAAUUUGAUGGAGAAAGGACAAAGUAUACUAUGCUACAGGUGUGGCCCGUACGUCAACCGCGUCCAGUUACAGAGAAAUUGCCGGCUAAUCAUCCUCUGCUGACUGGUCAACGUGUGUUGGACUCACUUUUUCCUUGUGUCCAAGGAGGUACCACCGCCAUUCCUGGUGCUUUCGGUUGCGGUAAAACUGUAAUCUCGCAAGCUCUGUCUAAGUAUUCCAAUUCAGAUGUUAUUAUUUACGUCGGUUGCGGAGAACGUGGUAACGAGAUGUCCGAAGUAUUGAGAGAUUUUCCCGAGCUGACUGUUGAGAUAGACGGAGUUACAGAAUCUAUCAUGAAGCGUACUGCUCUUGUUGCCAAUACCUCUAACAUGCCUGUAGCUGCUCGAGAAGCUUCUAUUUACACUGGUAUUACCUUGUCUGAGUACUUCAGAGACAUGGGUUACAACGUAUCAAUGAUGGCUGACUCAACAUCUCGAUGGGCUGAAGCUCUUCGAGAAAUUUCAGGCCGAUUGGCUGAAAUGCCUGCCGAUUCUGGUUAUCCUGCUUACCUUGGUGCUCGUCUUGCUAGUUUCUACGAGCGUGCUGGGAGAGUCAAGUGUCUUGGUAACCCAGAUAGAGAAGGCUCAGUCAGUAUUGUAGGAGCCGUUUCACCACCUGGUGGUGACUUCUCCGAUCCUGUCACCAGUGCUACACUUGGUAUUGUGCAGGUGUUCUGGGGUCUUGAUAAAAAACUUGCCCAGAGGAAGCAUUUUCCAUCUAUCAACUGGCUCAUCUCUUACAGUAAAUAUUUGCGUGCUCUGGAUGAUUUUUAUGACAAGAAUUUCCAGGAAUUUGUUCCUCUGCGUACUAAAGUCAAGGAAAUUCUCCAAGAGGAAGAAGACCUUUCAGAAAUUGUGCAGCUGGUUGGUAAAGCUUCUCUUGCCGAAACUGACAAAAUCACUCUUGAGGUUGCCAAACUUCUCAAGGACGAUUUCUUACAACAGAACAGUUACUCGCCAUAUGAUCGUUUCUGCCCAUUCUACAAGACAGUCGGCAUGUUGAAAAAUAUGAUUGCAUUUUAUGAUAUGGCUAGGCAUGCCGUUGAAUCCACAGCACAAUCUGAUAACAAAAUCACAUGGAACGUCAUCCGAGACAGUAUGGGCAAUAUACUGUACCAACUCAGUUCCAUGAAAUUCAAGGAUCCUGUAAAAGAUGGCGAGGCAAAGAUCAGAUCUGAUUUCGAUCAACUUCAUGAAGAUAUCCAACAGGCGUUUAGGAAUUUAGAGGAUUAAUUUUUCGCAAUAUAUGUGAAUUUAUUGUUAUUGUACUGCCUGGACUUCCAUUAUCGGAAAUUAAUCCAGUUGCAGUCGUUUGGGGUUGUACCUAUUUAAAAAAAAAGAUCAUGCCGUCAUAUCAUAGAAGUAAUAUACUUUCAAAAAUUAUCGAGAGAUACAAGAGAGCGGUCGUAAUUAUUAGCUGAUGGCUAUUUUUUAUUAGACCAAUGUAGAAUUAUUAAUUUUUCAAUCUGAGAGAAAAUACACCUUAAGCGCGGAAAGUGCUAUCAAAACAUUCCAUAGCAUAUCCGAAACCCACGGAAAUCCUAGCUUAGAAAAUUUUAUUGAAUGCAAUGAUGAAUAGCUAAUCAUUUCGAAUGAACUGUUUUUGUGAUUAUUAUAUCAUUUUCAUCUGAUUUUAAUUGGAUCAUUAUAUGAAAGUAUUAAUGAUGAAUUGUUAGUUUUAGUGAUCAAAUGAUUUUAUGGUUAUUCAAAACGAAAAAGAAAAGAAUUUGUUUUAACUUACUCAUUCAUACCACAGUAUUUAAAUAAAAAUAAAAAAAAUGUAAAUAAAACAUAUUUCGUUGCCAAUUUGAAUUGGUAAAACAACUUCAUGGUUCGAGCAAUUAAUUCUAUUUAUGAACUGUACUGUAUUGUUUUCAAUCAAGUUUUCUAAUCAGGAUGAGUACACGAGCUAAUUUGUAAAUUUUAAGUGCAAGUAUCAGUUUCAUUUUCAAGACAACGAACGAAAGUAUAAACAUCAGUCCUUUUUAAAGCAAAUAUACUAACUUGAAUUUAUAUUUUUAAGUAAAGAAUGUUUAUGCUGUUUGGAGAAAGGGCUCCUGCGAUUAGAUUUGCAUGAAAAAUAUAUAAUCGAUGAAUUUAAAAAGAAUUUUUAAGCUACGUAUAUAUUUUUCAACGUCUUUAACUAUAACAACACAAUGUUUCAAGAAAUAAAGUGGAUUGACAAAUAUUGUACCCAUUUUCUUAGUACACACCUUGAAAACGAAACUGACAUGCUUUUAAAAUAUAAUACUUUAGUUUUCUUUUUUCUAAGCUAUAUUAUUUCCGACUAUCCUCAAUCUUCCAUCUUGAUUUAAUAGUAAAUGGGAUAUUUGCAAUCAAUUGUGUGCAUAACAAAUUAAAAAAAACUGUGAAAUCCUAGGACCGAUACUCAAAUGAAAGACAUCUAAGAAUUAUCUCGUUGCUUUUUAGUUAAACCUACAUCGGAUUACUUUUAUUUAAAAAAAAAAGCAUAAUUGUGCGGUUUCUCACUUGUAGUUCAGAAUAAGAUGAUCACUUGAAGGAAAUGAUUAUAUAAAAUAGCAAAGUGCUUAGAGCCAAUAAUUAAAGUACGUAGAGCAGUUUUAGAUGGAAUUGAUGAAAAUCGGUAUAUAGACAAAUUUUUUAUAUAAUUGUUUAUGUGCAUGCAGUAGUUUGUAGUAGUCUGAAGGAUGUGAUUAUAUACAAUUAUUUUUUUCAAAAAAACAAUGGGACCGUUCUCACAAAUUUGCUAUCUGUGCUUCUGUCUCCUGUUGCAACGAACAUGAAAAAAAUUAUCAUUCAAUUGCUGUACAUAACUAUUUGAUGUGAAUCUUAAUUAAAUUAAACUAAAACGAAAAAAAAACAAAAUAAAUUGGAGCGAAUUUCGAACGCUCGUACUACUGUCAAUACAUACACCCCAUUAACGACAAUAAAAGAAAAAGAAAGCAAAUAGGACACCCCUAAACGUUACUUUUUUUGAGAAGAGAAAACAACAAAAAAAUAAUGUGUUUAUUAUAAUUGUAAACUGUAAUUCUUAUAUAUUGUAACGAUGAUCGUGGGUGAAAUUUCAAUAUUAAUUACGAUCUCGAUAUCCAUAAGCGUUUGAACAAAAUGUGCGUUAACAUCGUAUCCCUAGGAAUACAUAUUUUUUUGCCCCACUUUCACCAAGAUAGAGAUGAAUUUUAAAGGAGACUUUCUCUUAGGGACAUCAAAUUCGAACUCUCGCCAUCGAUUGUGAAGCAGCUUUGUGCAUUUCCAACAACAAAAAACCCUUUCAAGUCGAAAUCAUCGUGCAUGCACAAAAAAAAUAAAAUUGAAAGCAACAAUUAAGCUCUAAUCAUUGUACAAUAA
This is a messenger RNA of Phymastichus coffea, 4095 nucleotides long. Its product is annotated as V-type proton ATPase catalytic subunit A. Bases 157 to 1998 code for a protein of 613 amino acids. Gene Ontology annotation, cellular component: lysosomal membrane; proton-transporting V-type ATPase, V1 domain. The transcript is spliced from 12 exons. Gene Ontology annotation, molecular function: ATP hydrolysis activity; ATP binding; proton-transporting ATPase activity, rotational mechanism. Gene Ontology annotation, biological process: proton transmembrane transport; ATP metabolic process. The record is from RefSeq and is a predicted model, not a curated record. Lineage: Eukaryota; Metazoa; Arthropoda; Insecta; Hymenoptera; Eulophidae.